This is a messenger RNA of Aspergillus costaricaensis CBS 115574, 831 nucleotides long. RefSeq lists its product as uncharacterized. NCBI's taxonomy places the organism in Eukaryota, Fungi, Ascomycota, Eurotiomycetes, Eurotiales, Aspergillaceae. The transcript has a single exon. The record is from RefSeq and is a predicted model, not a curated record. The coding region runs from base 216 to 371 and encodes 51 amino acids.
CGGGUUUUGAGCUGCGCGCCUUUGCGGUCAACGCGCAUUGGCCGUUUCCCCGCUCUAUUUUCUCUCUCUUUCUCCCCUCUCUGUCUCUGCGCGCGCGCUGUUCUUAUCGACUUUCACUCUUUCCGCAAGACUUAUUGACGAUACUUAUGGGGUGACCCGUGUCUCACUAAUGUGUACUCUACUGAAGCCGUCCUCUCCUUUCUCCUCCGCCAAUAAUGUCGAUCGGUGAUAAAGCCGAGCGGAAUGCGAUGAUGACAUUCAUGCCAAUACUGUCCUCCAAACCCCGCUCACCUCUCUGCGUUGCUUUGUGGCCAGUAACCCGGGAUCAUCGUCUUCCGUUUCGAUAUACAUCUAUCUUUCAUUCUAUUUGAAUCGUUGCCCCAUUUCGACUGACGAUGGCCCAAGCGACUGCUGGUACCCAUCGCCACGGACAUUACUGGAACAAGAUCGGAAAUUUGAGACCUUGCUGACUAACCCACACUGUGGCAGACUCGUGAGUCCACCAUGGCUCCUACAUCAUCCUUCAUCUUCGUGUCGGUUAUAAGAAAGAUUUUGGUUGAUCCAGCUCAGCGAUAGCGAUCUCUUUGUUCCACCCCACUACUUCCGUGAUCAUACAGAGCCUACCAGACUACGCCGGGUGUUCGGGUGUGCGGGUCAAGAUACAGCUCACCAUGAGCUGUUAUGGGAUCGGUUCACGCAGUUUUCGCCAUGUGGAACGAAAAUGUGGGUAUAUUAUGGCCUCUUCGAACAAGUGCUGGCUGAGGACAUGGUGAGUGCCACGGGCGAAAGCACGUGUAGCACCGACAAGCGGAUAUUAAGAGAGGCAUGGGA